AUGGUAUUUCCAAAUAAUAAGCAAGCCACAACCAUAGCUCUCACAGUGAGCCCUUCUUGGAAUGCGCGUCUUUUUUGCGUACUACGUCACCCCCUCUUCCCCUUAGUAACCCUCAGCGGCGUCUCAGGGAGGCAGAAUCACAAGAUGGGUUUGUUAUCAAUUUUAAGAAAACUCAAGAGUACUCCCGACCAGGAGGUGCGGAUAUUGCUUCUGGGGUUGGACAAUGGUGGCAAGACCACCUUGCUAAAACAGCUGGCAUCUGAAGACAUCACUCAUAUUACUCCAACACAGGGUUUCAAUAUUAAGAGUGUCCAGUCGCAAGGAUUCAAAUUAAACGUGUGGGAUAUCGGUGGUCAGCGAAAGAUCAGACCUUACUGGAGGAACUACUUUGAGAACACAGAUGUACUGAUUUACGUUAUUGAUAGUGCAGACCGCAAAAGAUUUGAGGAAACUGGACAGGAGCUGGCUGAGUUACUCGAUGAAGAAAAGCUCAGCGGCGUCCCGGUUCUGGUGUUCGCGAAUAAGCAGGAUUUGCUCACGGCAGCCCCCGCGUCCGAGAUAGCCGAGGGUUUGAAUUUGCACACUAUCAGAGACCGAGUGUGGCAGAUCCAGUCCUGUUCUGCCCUUACAGGAGAAGGAGUCCAGGAUGGGAUGAACUGGGUCUGCAAGAGUGUGAACGCUAAGAGGAAAUAGAGCUGUUUUCCAAGCAGGAGGGAAUACAACCAUGACUUUGGAAAAAAAAACUGUCAGUAGGUAUAGGAAAUGAAGGCUUAUAAAACUAUUUAAAGUCACUUUUGCCUCUCCUUUUGGUUCUGUUUCCAUAUAAUGAGUUUAAGUUAACAGUAUCCUUUGCUAGUCUUUUAAACACAAAAUUACGAAUGUACGUCCAUGUGAUUUCACAUUUGAUUUGUUUGCUUUAGUACAUUUCAAAUCUUGAUUCAUUCUGCCUUCAUUUCUUGUUUUUAUAUUGAAUGUUAUAGUUAUUUAGAAGAUUUUGUUACUGAGACAUUUAAAAAGUGACAGCUUUCGUCUGUCCUUCCAUACUGGCAUUUCUCAAGGAUAUAACGUUCUUGUUACUCCAUCUAAGGUCAUAUUUUUGUAAGUUUUCCUGAGAGUAACAGAGAUAAGAAUUACGGUACCCAAAUGCAACAUAUAAGAAACAUCAGUAUAUUCAAAAGAAAAGGGGACCAUCAAUAGGAUGUUUUUGAUAAUUAAAUGUAAAUAAUAUUCCACAUAUCAAAUUAUUUUCUGCAUAUAGUCAAAUUUUACAAAUCCAGCAUUUAAGGAUUUCUUAGAGCUCUAUAAUGUGUGGCCUGUACAGCUGUAAUCUAUACAUUGACGAGUGCAAAAGGACGUCUGUCGUCAUCACAUAAAGAUUAUUUCUGUAGCGUCUCUGAAUGUUGUGAUGUGUGUGAAACUGCUGAAGUAAAAUACUGAAAACUGCA
Messenger RNA from Labeo rohita (rohu), 1445 nucleotides. RefSeq names its product ADP ribosylation factor like GTPase 3b (gene arl3b). Gene Ontology annotation, cellular component: microtubule cytoskeleton; cytoplasm. The transcript is spliced from 7 exons. Gene Ontology annotation, molecular function: GTP binding; GTPase activity. Lineage: Eukaryota; Metazoa; Chordata; Actinopteri; Cypriniformes; Cyprinidae. Gene Ontology annotation, biological process: cilium assembly. The coding region runs from base 1 to 693 and encodes 230 amino acids. The record is from RefSeq and is a predicted model, not a curated record.